AUUCCCCUGUUAAAAUCACGAUGUCGCUGUAAGGAGAAAACAGUCAAAUCCCACGACCGUGUUUCCCCAAGCAGAGCCUUCAACAUGGCAGGCGAGGAGGAGAGGGGGGUAGUGCGAGUCAAAGUCAAGAAAUGCGAUUGGGGGCUUCCAGCGGAAUUUCGCUCCUUUGCUGUUGAUCCUCAGAUAACGUCGCUGGAAGUGCUACAACACAUCCUCAUCCGAGCAUUUGACUUAAACGGAAAACGGAAUUUUGGGAUCAGUUACCUGUCUCGGGAUCGGAAUGGUGAUGAAGUCUAUUUAUCCCUACUGUCUGACUGGGAUUUGGAUGCUGCGUUUGUUAGUGCAGCCAAACCUUAUUUACAACUGAAGAUGGACAUCAAGCCUUCAGAGGAUAGUCCUGUCAUGGAGGAUUGGGAUAUCAUAAGUCCCAAAGAUGUGAUUGGCUCAGAACAGCUUCCUGGGGAGAAGGCAAAGUCUUUGGCAUCUGCUGCUCUUCCCUUCACGCAGUCUCUAUUGUCCCAGAUGGGCCGGACCCUAUCUAGAGUGCAGCAGGCCUUGAGCUGGUCUUAUGGGGAAGAGGUCAAGCCUUUCAAGCCCCCACUAAGUGACACCGAGUUUCACAGUUAUCUCAAUGGGCAGGGCCAGUUGACACGGCCUGAGGAAUUGAGGCUACGGAUCUACCAUGGCGGUGUGGAGCCAUCAUUGCGCAAGGUUGUGUGGCGCUACCUUCUCAAUGUGUACCCUGAUGGGCUGAGUGGUCAAGAAAGAAUGGAUUAUAUGAAGAGGAAGACAAGAGAGUAUGACCAGCUGAAGAGGGAGUGGACUGCCAGGGUUAGCCACGAGGAGCUUGAAUUUAUCCGUGGCAAUGUUUUAAAGGAUGUCCUGAGGACUGACCGUGCACACUCUUACUAUGCCGGGUCAGAGGACAGCCCCCAUCUCACUGCCCUCACAGACCUCCUCACAACAUUCGCCAUUACACAUCCACAGAUAUCCUACUGCCAGGGUAUGAGUGACAUAGCCUCCCCAAUACUUGCAGUAAUGGACAAUGAACCUCAUGCUUUCAUUUGCUUUUGUGGCAUAAUGAAACGCUUAGAGGGGAAUUUCCGGCCUGAUGGGCAACUCAUGUCUGUUAAAUUUCAACAUCUGAAGCUGCUUUUGCAGUACUCAGACCCAGAAUUUUAUUCCUAUCUGGUUUCCCGUGGAGCUGACGAUCUCUUUUUCUGUUACCGCUGGCUUCUUCUCGAGCUUAAGCGGGAGUUUGCCUUUGAUGAUGCUUUGAGAAUGCUGGAGGUUACUUGGAGUUCCCUGCCCCCAGAUCCUCCUGAAACAGAAGUUGAACUUCAGGGACCACCUCUGGAGACAGACACCACAGUGUCAUGUACUGAUAAAGAUCAUGUUAUAGAGCAGUGCCUUGAAAAUGAUGGGGGCCAAAAAGAGAGACAACGCAGGAGGCACAUGCUUAGGCCUUCAAGAGAGGAACCUGAUGCGGGCAGAAAGGUUGAUUUUGAAGAAAAGGACAGGCAGUACAUAGGAGCUGGUAAGGAAUGCGAGAAUGAUUGUGAUAUACCUGGUGUGGCAAAAGAAAGGGUGAUUUCGCCGGUUCCUUCUCUUGAGAAGCAAACUAGUUUUGGUGAAUUUAAAUACUACUGUGCUCGAAAUGAGGAUAGCUUUUAUAUGGAGGACACAGAGCCUUCUGAGGAACCUCUUGACUUUGUGGCCUCACAGCCUGUAUCAAGUAUCCCAAGUCGACAGUCUACAGUGGACAGUGAGGACGAUCCUGGUGAAAGGGCACCUCUUAUAAAGAACAUUGACAGUAGCUUAUCUCCUGAGAUUGAGGGGAAGAGUUCCUCUCAUGGGCAAACAGAAUGCUUAGGUCCCCUUUUUUUGAGUGGCCUACCAAGCUGGAAAACCAGCUCCUCUCAAUCCCCUACAUCUUCUGCUUCACCUACCAGUUGGCCAGAUGUUUCUCCAGACUCAGCUUCUCCAAAAUACACAUGUCCGACUAUAACCAAUGGGAGAGUUGCCUCACCAGGAAUAUCCCCAAGACUAUUGACUUCUUCAGCCUCCAUGCUAAGUAACACUGGGACCAACUCGCCCACAACUCCCACUGUGAAAACCUCUAUUGCCUCUCCAUCUCAUGUUCAAAAUCCAUCUCUGCGCUUGUCUCCCAUUUUGUCCUCAUUGUCUGGCGGCAAACCAUUUUCAAACAACCUCCCUUCUCCUGGCAUCAAGUCCCCCAGCACCACUGCUAACACACCUAAUUCUUCAAAGGCAGAGAGUAGUAGCAUCAAACCAUGUUCACUGCCUCCACCUCAAGAGUUUGGCAAAGGGAACCCCUUCAUGCUGUUCCUGUGCCUGUCCAUCCUACUGGAGCAUCGAGACCACAUCAUAAAGAACAGUUUGGAUUAUAAUGAACUAGCCAUGCACUUUGACCGCCUUGUUCGCCGCCAUAACCUUAGUAGGGUCUUGCAGCGAGCCAAAGCUUUGUUUGCAGACUAUCUGCAGAGUGAGGUUUGGGACUCUGAGGAAGGGGAUGAAGUCAGCUUAGACUCCCCAACUGCAGCUUCUGUUGUUCAUCACUCCCCAUCUUCAAUGAUCUCUGCCAGGCCCAUUUUCACACCUUUAGCAUCGCCUCAGCCUUCAUCCCUAAAUUCGACCUAUUCCCUGGCUUCCACAAUUCCAUCCCCAAUUGCUCAAGUCCCUGUUUCUCAAUCUUCCUGAUUUCCUUGUGUGUCAUUGACCUCCCAUCCUCAAUAAACAGACUCUUUAUAUCAGUUUGAAGGUGUUUAUCCUUUUUGAAAGCCUACAUUUAAUUGGGCUAUUACUAUACUUAUGCUAUGUAUGCUUCAAAUAAUGUAGUCAUCCCAGUGUCUUGUUAAGGAUCACAGCUGAAAUUCCGUACUUGAUAUAUACAUGAAAGCUAAAGCUAAACUGUAGCUAAAGAAAGUAUGUAAUGUUUGAAAAAAGCUAAAUUCCAACACCAGGCCUUGUGUUACAAUUGUGCUUUCUAUUGAGUUUUAAAUUAAACAUGGGAAGAUUUUGGCUAGAGAAGCAAGAUUUUCAACAUACUCGGCAUUACUUCUUUAACUGAUAUGUUGGCUGAUACGAGAGCAGUUUUUCAGAGUAUUUGCAAAGGUUUUAACUUGUUAAAUCUGCAGGAGAUGUCAAAGCUGCAAAGCUGGAGUCUACAAUGUCUGGUUCUACAAUUUUUGCCAGUGAUUAUAAACAAAUAUUUAUGGAUUUAAUUCAUCUUCAUUCCGUUUUUUUUUUUCUUCAAGUUUUUGUUAUUCAGAGUAAUGUGUCUUAAUCGAAUCAGUCCAUUUUCAGGUACCACUGCAUCUUUUAGAGCCUCAUUCAAAUUCAUCUAGUUUUCGAUUGAUACUGAGCCAAUAAUCAAAUGAAGGAUGCUUUUGGCAGCCCAUGAAAUUGUUUGACACCUUUAAAUAUUUUGUUUUCUUGACAGUCACGAGGAUGAUAACAAGGAGAGGAUUAAGAAUUUGGGAUGUUACCUGACCUAGAUUUUUGGCCCUGGUAGUGAAUAUGCUGCUGCAAGCCUCAGCAUUUGUAGUGUGUAUUAUCUAAAGCAGUUGAAAUAUCAGUCAGAAUUAUUUAAAAAAAAAGGCAUUACACAUUAA
This is a messenger RNA of Lampris incognitus (smalleye Pacific opah), 3635 nucleotides long. It is a transcript of the gene tbc1d25, whose product is annotated as TBC1 domain family, member 25. Gene Ontology annotation, cellular component: autophagosome. Lineage: Eukaryota; Metazoa; Chordata; Actinopteri; Lampriformes; Lampridae. Gene Ontology annotation, molecular function: GTPase activator activity. Gene Ontology annotation, biological process: regulation of autophagosome maturation; activation of GTPase activity. The record is from RefSeq and is a predicted model, not a curated record. The transcript is spliced from 7 exons. The coding region runs from base 85 to 2721 and encodes 878 amino acids.